This is a messenger RNA of Argentina anserina (silverweed cinquefoil), 2345 nucleotides long. Its product is annotated as protein trichome birefringence-like 14. The transcript is spliced from 7 exons. The record is from RefSeq and is a predicted model, not a curated record. Lineage: Eukaryota; Viridiplantae; Streptophyta; Magnoliopsida; Rosales; Rosaceae. The coding region runs from base 552 to 2003 and encodes 483 amino acids. Gene Ontology annotation, biological process: carbohydrate metabolic process. Gene Ontology annotation, cellular component: Golgi apparatus. Gene Ontology annotation, molecular function: acetyltransferase activity.
UGCCGCUGUUCUUUACUUGCUGCUCCAACCCCAUUUUUCAAUCUCUCUCUGAAAUCUGAAUGCUGUGGAUCUCAGCCACAACUCUGAAAAAGGCUUCAUCAAAUCCAUCAUAAUUGGUUCAAAGGAGUCUACUUUACUCAGUCUUCAGUUCUGUUCCCAAAGAUCAGUCUUGCAAGUCAAGAACCACAUCCUACUUCAUUACUAUACAGAAAAACGAGGAGAGCAAUCACCAUCAAUGGUCAUUGUCAAAGAAUCUAAAUUUCUCUUUCUUUUCGCAGCUAACUUCUGGAACCUGAAUUGCUAAGUUACAAGCUGGGUUUGUGCGUUGUGUUUGGAUUGCUGUGGCUUGGUCUUCUUUGCUGCUGAUUUCUAAAGUUUGAGAUACAGCUGCAGCCUUCAGUGGGACAACCUUCGCUGCUGAACUGCGUCAGACAUAACUGAAGCCUUCUGUAUGACUAAAGUCGCUACUGGAGGUUAUGCAAUGGACUUUUGCCGAACAUAUUAAUUGAGGUGGUUCUUGAGCAAGUGCCUUUCACUUGGGGUUUUAGGAGAUGAAAGGUGGAUUUAACUAUAACAUGAAGGGGAGACUAGCCUUUGUUACUCUGACUGCACUUAUAUGCACAACCAUAUUACUUUGGGCUUGGGAGAAAAAUCCUUUUGCUAAUACUCUACUAUUGGCCCGGGAACGGUUUCCGAUUCCUUCAAUAGAUUUUCUGGAGGACUCCCCAAAGAAUUCCUCAAAAUCUAUUGAGACAGAUGGGAAUCUACAAGGGAAGGACUUACCUUCUAUUAUAAUAGAAGAAACAAACGAAACACGAAAUCCUGGUGCUGCACCAAUUCAAGAGAAGGACACACCUUCUAGUGCAAUGGAAGAAACAAACAGAAAAGAAGACUCAGGUGUUGCACCAUCAGAUUUUGCAUUUUCUCCUAUAACAGACCAACAUAAUCUGAAUGCGACAUCUACCGACCAACCUAAAGUCUGUAAUUUUGCUAAGGGCAGAUGGGUUCCAGACAGCAGGCGACCAUUGUAUUCUGGGUUUCAUUGUAAGCAAUGGUUAUCAGCAAUGUGGGCUUGUAGACUGACACAACGACCAGAUUUCUCUUUUGAGGGAUACAGGUGGAAGCCAAACAAUUGUGAAAUACCAGAUUUCAAGCGAUCCGCAUUCUUGAGAAGAAUGCAGGACAAGACAAUUGCUUUUAUAGGAGAUUCUUUGGGCCGACAGCAAUUCCAGUCUUUAAUGUGUAUAGCAACUGGUGGAGAAGAAAGCCCAGAAGUUCAAAAUGUGGGAAAAGAAUAUGGCCUUGUCAAACGUCGUGGAGCCAUUCGUCCUGAUGGCUGGGCCUAUCGAUUUCCUAAGAGCAAUACCACCAUUUUGUAUUACUGGUCAGCAAGCCUCUGUGAUCUUGUGCUGCUUAACCGCUCAAACCGAACCACUGAUGUUGCGAUGCAUCUGGACCGUCCUCCAGCUUUCAUGAGGCAGUACCUUGAUCGGUUUGAUGUAUUGGUUCUUAAUACAGGGCAUCAUUGGAACAGGGGAAAAAUUAAUGGAAACAGAUGGGUAAUGUAUGUAAAUGGAAAACCCAAUGAAGAUAAAAGGCGUGCACAAAUUGGCAGGGCGAAGAAUUUUACCAUACAUAGUGUUGUCAGGUGGCUUGAUUCACAACUUCCAUCACAUCCCCGCCUCAAAAUAUUCUUUAGGACCAUCUCACCAAGGCAUUUCUUUAAUGGUGACUGGAAUACCGGGGGAUCCUGUGAUAAUACUACUCCAUUAUCUGGAGGAAGUGAAGUUGUCCAAGAAGGAUCAAGUGAUUCGGUCAUUGAAGCUGCUUUGAGAGGUACAAAGAUAAAGAUUUUGGACGUCACUGCUCUUUCUCGAUUGAGGGAUGAAGGUCAUAUAUCCCGCUACACCAUUAGAGGAAAGGCUGCUGUAAAUGAUUGUUUGCACUGGUGCUUACCUGGAAUUCCAGACACAUGGAAUGAACUCUUUAUUGCACAAAUAUAGAUCGAGACUCUGGGAAGAAGAAACCAAAUCUGCCACUCAUCAGGGUCCAAAUACCAUUUGUUUUCGGGUAUAAUUUUUUUGAGUUAUAAUAUUUUUUCACAACUUAUAGUGUUGAUAGAAAUGCAAUGGGAAAAGCACCUAUUCCAAUUCCAUUUUUUAUUAAAUUGAAUGGUAGUUGUUGAUCUAGGCAUAGGUUAAACAAUGAGGGUGUUCACCAAAUAGCCACUCGUGCACUCAGGACUCUGAAUCUGUGGGUAGCAGUCUGCCUGUUGUAUUUCAUGUAACGUAGCAACCAUUACUAUCCGGGUUGCUGCUAAUAUAAAGAUGCAAGAGUUUUCUUGA